AUGGCUGGUGGAUCUAUAAAGAAAUGUGAUGCUUGCAAGAAGAAUAUCUCAAAAUCAGUUCUUAGGCUUCAUUGUGGCGUUUGUAAACGCUUCUUUCAUCUUGAGUGUGAGAAAGUUAGCGAGGUCGAUGCAAGGCUUAUGGCAGCUGAAAAAAGAGCAUGGAAAUGCGGCUCCUGCAGAACACCGUUGGCCUCUCCUCUAUCAACACGGUCAGGUGUUGCUGGUAGGAGGUCUAUCCUCAUGUCACAGCUGAUUAACGAUCAAUCUGAUGUCAUUACGGAGCUCAAAUCUCUUAUUAGACAGCUGCAAGACGAGAACUAA
Messenger RNA from Acanthoscelides obtectus, 321 nucleotides. Lineage: Eukaryota; Metazoa; Arthropoda; Insecta; Coleoptera; Chrysomelidae. The record is from the annotation of a GenBank genome assembly.